AUGGUAGCAACGGCCACCGAGACAAGGAGCUCCCCACCUCCCCAAUCCGCCCAAGCUCAGCUUUUCCACCUCUUCUCGCGCACUCUCCCAGCAAGCUCGAGCCCGACCGACCUCUUCACCGCCCGCGCCCUGUACGACCAACUCUUCACCCUCGCGACCGAAGUCCCCGGCGUGAGCUACCGCACUACGACCAUCGCAUCACGGCCUGCCCUCUGGGUCCAUCCACCCCCGCCCACAACGUCCAACACUGGUAGCCAAACCCCCACAGCAACCAACACCUUGGCGCCCAAAACCCCCACCCCAGCAGUUAUCCUCUACUUGCACGGCGGCGGUUUCUCCCUGGGUAGCCCCAACUCACACCGCCUCAUAUCCGCCCACCUCUCCCUCCAUACCCACCUGCGCGUGCUCUCGCUAGACUACCGCCUCGCGCCCGAGCACCCCUACCCAGCGGCCCUAGACGACGCCGUCGCCGCCUACCGUGCUCUACAGACCACCUACCCCUCCGCCAAGAUCGUGCUGGCCGGCGACUCCUGCGGCGGCAACCUCGUGCUUGCGGUCGCGCUGCGUUUGCAGCGAGAUAACAGUGGGGCUAGAGAGCCUGCGGCAGGCGUAGCGUUGAGUCCGUGGUUCGAUCUGACGGCGCAGGAGCGCGAGGGCGGCAGCUUCGCGGAGAAUGCGGAUGGGGAGAAGCCGCGGGAUGAGAUGAGCGGGCGGGCGGCGAUUGCGGCGUUGGUGGAGCGGUAUUUGCGUGGGACGGGUGUGCAGGCGGGGCAGGAGGCGCUGGUGAGUCCACUUUAUGCUACGGAGGAGGACUUGAGGGCGCUGGGCGGCAUGCCGCUAUGGGUGAGUGUGGGUGGGUGGGAUGCGUUGCGGGAUCAGGGGGACGGGAUGGUGCGGAGGCUGGAGGGAGCGGGGGCCGAUGUGGUGUGUGAGAGGCAUGAGGAGAGCUUGCAUAUUAUGGAGAUGCAGGCUGGGAGGGCGGAGGCCGCGGACGAGUCGUUGCGUAGGAUUGGGGCGUGGGUGCGUGGGAAGCUGGGGUUGGAUGUGGUGAAGGUGUGA
Messenger RNA from Cyphellophora europaea CBS 101466, 1059 nucleotides. RefSeq lists its product as uncharacterized. The transcript has a single exon. Lineage: Eukaryota; Fungi; Ascomycota; Eurotiomycetes; Chaetothyriales; Cyphellophoraceae. The record is from RefSeq and is a predicted model, not a curated record. The coding region runs from base 1 to 1059 and encodes 352 amino acids. Gene Ontology annotation, molecular function: triacylglycerol lipase activity.